AUGGUGCUUACGAAUGUGCUUAUGUUGGCUGCAGCAGUAGGUAGUGAUUGCAGUAAAUGCAGUGGAACUGUAAUAUCUAUAUAUUUUGCCACUAAAGUUAUGGAAAAGGAUGAUUCGAAGGGCACUCUGCGAACAUUUCCAAAGAAAAGAAGUCAUGAAAAUCGAGAAAGGAGGUCUAAAUUUAAUCAAAGCAGUCGAUCAAUUUCUGAUACUUAUUUUGAGGAGUUUUCAAGAAAAUCGUGCGUUGAUGGAUCGGAAGAGAAUGAUGAUCAAAGCUUAUAUACCAGUGAUAACAGUGAGGAGAAUUUUUCAGGCGAUGAAGAAAUAGCCGUCGAUAGUUCAGGAGAAAUUCGUAAAGAAAUUGCGAACAUGCCUCUUUUUCAAGUCAAGAGUAUGAAAGAAAAGCUUGGAGUAAAGCUGUUUAAUCAAACUUUUUUUGAAAGUGAUCACUCAAAAUCGAUUAAAUCGACAAAAAAACCUGAAAUUAUAAAGCCGCGUGACCAUCCGAGAAGGCCGAGAGAGGUUUCAUCAAAAAUUCCUGUUCCUAAAUUUCGUACUGUUUAUCCCAAUGAACGAAUAAACAAACAAAAGUUCGAUCCCAGGUUUGAAGAUUCUUGUGGUCUUUUCAAUGAAUAUAUCUAUAAAACGAAUUAUAGUUUUUUAGAUGAGUUGCAACAAAAUGAAAAAAAGAUUCUUUCCGAUGAAUUAAAAAAUGCAAAAUUACUUGAUAAAAAGAAAGCAGACCGGUUGCGAGCUGCUUUGAGGCGCUUAACUGAUAAGGAAAAGUCAAAGAUUGAAGCUGAGCGUCGCAAGGACGUAGUUCGAGAGGUUCGUAAAGAAAAUGAGGAACGUAUGCGACAAGGAUUGAAACCUAUUUAUUACACUAGAGGCCAAUUGAAAAGGCGAUAUAUGGAAAAAAAAUUCGAAGAGUUGAAAAAAACGAAAAAAUUGGAUAAAUAUUUGGAAAGAAAAGCUAAAAAGCGGAAUAGAAUUCGGUAA
Messenger RNA from Dracunculus medinensis (Guinea worm), 999 nucleotides. NCBI's taxonomy places the organism in Eukaryota, Metazoa, Nematoda, Chromadorea, Rhabditida, Dracunculidae. The record is from the annotation of a GenBank genome assembly.